This is a messenger RNA of Nasonia vitripennis (jewel wasp), 9090 nucleotides long. RefSeq lists its product as uncharacterized. The coding region runs from base 1 to 6675 and encodes 2224 amino acids. NCBI's taxonomy places the organism in Eukaryota, Metazoa, Arthropoda, Insecta, Hymenoptera, Pteromalidae. Gene Ontology annotation, molecular function: nucleic acid binding; zinc ion binding. The transcript is spliced from 3 exons. Gene Ontology annotation, biological process: DNA integration. The record is from RefSeq and is a predicted model, not a curated record.
AUGGAUAAUCACAGAAAGAUGAUGGACGCACUGCGUAAAGAUCGAGAAGUUCGUAACUUGGCCAGCGAGAUUAGAAAGUAUGAUAAAGAAGACGUAGAAGAAGAACUCAAGUCGUUGAAAAUUAGUACGAAGGGAAAUAAGGCGAUUCUAAGAGAUCGCUUGUUAAGAGCCGAAAUUUUACGAGCCGGUUUGAGCGAGACAGUGCCGUGGUAUGAAUGGGACAAUGGUGGCGUUAUCCCAACUGACUCCGAGGAGGCGCUGACGGCGAUCCUCAACCACAAGAAAAGUAAAUCCAGAACGAGUAGUAAACGAGAUAAAAAAGAAAUGAUCGCCGAGUCUGCCUCACAAUCAGAAAUCGAGACUGGCAAGGAAACCGAGUAUGAAGCCGGUGAUGAAAGCCUCGAAGAAAUUGUUAACUCUUCAGUGAGACAAAUACAAGCUCUGUCGAGCCUCUCUUCCACAGACGAUGGAACGCCCGGUUUUGGAUGCCCGUUAACAGUAUCAAAUCAGCUCCAGCAACUCAUUUCUGCACGAGUACUCAGCGCCCUUCAGGGAUCAUCGAGUUAUGCUACCAGCCAGAAGUCGAUAGAUCCCACAUAUCUACUAUUCGUCAAUAAAACCACUAGAGCCCAGCCAGAAGUCGUGCCAGUGUCCCAUCUUGCCUCCAGUCCAGCACUCGACUCUAACGAGGGAGCUCAAAAAUUUAUGGGGAUUUGGCCUUAUGCAGAAACCAUUAGGAACUCCGUUCAGCCCAAUACGGGAACAAUUAAGGAAAGUAGCACGCUGAGAAGAUCGAUAUCAGACGAUGGGAAAUUCACGAGACAAGUACAAGAGUGGGAAUUAAGAACGCCGAAGUCGAAAAACAGACCUCACGUUCAACCGACCAACUUAAAGUCAGCGCUCAACGAAACCGAGGAUGUAGAAAGGAAGAAGCCGACAGAACCGUGUGCCAUUAAUCAGCCUAGAAGAAGAAAAAUCACCGUGCAAAACCCUGGGUUGCCCUGGUUCGCCAGAGGAGCUUCUAAGAAGCCGGCACCACCGCAGAGAGCCAAGAAAUCAUCUGAUAGUAGUAGUGAUAGCGAAGAAGAUAGUAGCAGUGACGAAUCGGAAAAAGAAGAGUCGAAGAACAGAGCCCUAGGUAAGACUCCUACAAAGGCCAUAGACACCAAGAGCAAACAACCAACUCGAGAGAGUCUGAAGAAAGAGAAGUCCAAGAAGAAACAGACCAAAAGAGACAGCUCGAGUAGUAGCUCCGACAGCAGUGACAGCCUUAGCAGCCAAGAGAACGACUUCGAUAGCUCCUCAAGCUCUGACCGCCACGAAAGACGGAAAACAACAAGCUGCAAGAAGAAAUCGUCCCGACGAUUAGAACAGGAAGAGAGAUUGGCCAAUCACUUGUAUCAACUCCAAAUUAUACAGGGGCGGAACAUCAAGUUUGCUGGUGAGACUAGAGACGACCCAGAAGAAUAUUUAUCUCAGAUACAAGAGUGCAAGGAGAGUCUAAAUCUUAAAAGCGAAGAGAUUUUGGCCAUGAUUCCCCAUACUCUAUCAAAGAAGGCUAGCAUGUGGUUCAGAACAGAAAAAGAAGGACUUAAAACCUGGAAGACCUUUAAGAAGGCAUUCGAAGAACAAUUCAUCAGCGAGGUGAGCGACAAUGACGUAAUAGAAGAACUACGUAGACGAACGCAGGGUAAAGGGGAGAAGAUAUCUACGUAUAUUAUGAAUUUCAAAUAUAUAGCAGCCCAUCUAAAGAGACCGAUGAGAUUAAAAGACCAGCUGACAUUAUUGACAGAGAGGUUACGGCCGGAGUAUCGUAGAGCGAUUAGAAGGAAAAAGAUAGAAUCCUACGAAGAUGUUAAGAGGUACUGCCGAACACUAGAAGAGGAGAUGGAAAGAGAUGCGAUGUAUACACCACCACCCACUGUUGAAAAAAGCCGAUUCCCAGCCGCAGCUUGGACGCCAACACCGAAAGCCAAAGUAGCAGCCGCCAAAGAAGUUGAGGAAGCAGCAGGAGUUACCGACGCGAAUUCAAACAAACAAAAUAUUAACAACAACAAUAAAAAUAAGAAACAGAAGCAACAACAGAACCCGCCAUUAGUAACUUCAGCCUCGAUCACAGAUCAACCAGUGAAUAACAACUCAACUAGCGAGCCCAAGCAGACUAACAAUGGCCCACCAGUGUGGAGACCAGUUAACGUUCAAUCGCAAAGGCAGACCCAACAGUCGCAAGGCAGAGCUGACGCCAGUGAUGCUACCCAGAGUCAACCACUAAGCCGGUACAAUAACAGAGGCUCUACACCAUUUGUCGGAGCAUGCUAUCACUGUCAACAAGUGGGCCACAGAGCAUCAGCCUGCCCGACUCCGGGGCCAGAUCCAGUGUCAAGUUUGCGGCCAAUUCGGCACUACAUUCCAAAAUUGUGGAAACUGCGCUACCUUUCGAACGAUGUUGGGAAAUGGCAACGCGGGGGCAUCCUUGGGGCCGAUGCCACCCGCAACUCAACAAUAACGGCCUCAAACGUUGUGGUGAAAACUCCUAGCUCUGUAACUCCGUUGUCAGAGGUGGUUGAAGUUUUGGGAGGGGGAGGUAGUGGCCGAGGACCACUAAGUACAGAGGUGAAAGAAGAGAAAGAGAAAUUGCUGCCAAAAGCUAACGCAACCCGUUGGCCAAAUAACAGCACAGAGACGAAAGAAGAGAAAGAGAAAUUGCUGCCAAAAGCUAACGCAACCCGUUGGCCAGAUAACAGCACAGAGACGAGAGAAGAGAAAGAGAAGUCACGGCCAAAUGCUAACGUAACCCGUUGGCCAAAUAACCGAGACGAAGUAGAGGAAGAGAACAGAGUAGCAGCCGGCGAAGCAGUUCUAAACUCCUCGAGCAACGAAGAGGACAGUGUAUCCCGCCCGUGGAGAAACGAGCUCCAGAGCAAAGUACAUUACAGCCAAUUCGAAACUCAAAACGAGUGGAAUAAACCUACGCCGCUGACACUGGACUCAAGUAGCGAAUCAGAUGGGUCGUUAUUGGAUGAGAGAGUGAAAAAUAAUAGAAGCCAAACCUCUGCAAACUUGAACGCAUCGAAGACUAGAGGCCUAACCCUAGAACAGGGCACCCUUUACUCCCAAGAAUGCAUUAAUAAAGUCAGACAGAGAGUUGCCAGUAGAGAAGAGAACGAGAAGACAGUAGUUGGAAAGGAGUGUGAAAUUGAGCCGUUAAAAGUAGAGAAGUCGGAGAAGAGAGUCUCUUUCGAGUUAGAAUCGGAACAGUCGGACCUAUCAGAUGACUCAGACCUUGUGGAGGUUUCGGGAACCUGGGAAGAUACGCCAACUCAAGUCAAAAGAGAGAAGAUUAUCGAGUUGAUAGAAGAAGAAGAAGAUUUUGAAAAGUUGAGUAAGAUUGAAUUGGCUGUCGAGCAACUACAGUCGACAGAUAUAGCAGCCGAAAACCAAUCACUACCAGAGACUAAGGAAAUUGCUGAACAGAAGAAGCCAAUACCGCCAGACCCCAACGUCGACUACGUAAGCCCACCCAUCCAAAUCUCAGACGAGGUAGAGCAUCAAGCUCCUACGGCAGCUGUGAUAACCGAUAAUCGGAACUACAUGCAAGUAGUCUUGAGCGGAACAACCUAUCGGGCACUUUUCGAUCCUGGCGCCGUAAUCACCUUAGUAGGCCCCAGAGUAGCCGAGAAAUUUGAAAACCGACUGAUAGCCGCUAAAACUUCUAUUCAGGCGAUUACGGGCGAACUAUCACCCGUAAUGGGAUAUUUACAGAUCAAUAUUGAAUUGGACGGCAUUGAUGCAACCAUUACAGCCCGCGCAGUUAAAGAGAUUGGGCACGACGUGGUAUUCGGUAGAGAUUUCUGUGAAAUCUUUAAAAUAGAUACGGAUCACAGGGGUUGGUGGAGAGCAAACGGUGGAAUAUGGCGAAGAUUUAAUAGCCAAAACCCGUCUGAAAAUGAUAAAGUUUUCGCCGAAUGUACCGGAAUAACAGAAUUAGAUGAAGACGAAAGAAGACAAAUAGAAGAGAUAGUCGACGGAACUCUGCCCGAAUACUCGCCGGAUGUAUUAGGUUUCACUGAUCUCACCGAACAUCACAUCAGCCUAACGUGUGAUACGCCAGUGAGACAGAAAUUCCGCCGGAGAUCACCCAAAAAGAUAGAGUCGAUUCAGAAAGGAGCCAAAGAGUUAGAGAGACUAGGUAUCAUAGAGAGAUCAGCCAGUGAUUUUGUUAGCCAAGUAGUGAUGGUGCCGAAACAAGGCACGGACGAAGAGAGACUGUGUGUAGACUUUACAGACGUGAAUAAAUUUACUAAAAAGGAUGGGUAUCCGUUACCGCAAAUGGACGCAAUUCUUGACAGGCUGAGGUGUGCCAGAUAUCUGAGUAAAAUUGACCUACGUCAAGCCUAUUUCCAAGUCAAGAUGGAGGAAAGUAGUAAGAAAUAUACCGCUUUUGCCGUACCAGGAUAUGGAUUGUGGCAAUUCACUAGGAUGCCGUUUGGCCUGAUUAAUGCCCCCAUGACUCUACAACGCCUAGUGGACACCUUAUUCGGCCCCGAAGAUACUCCUCAAAUUUUUGGUUAUUUAGAUGACAUAGUGAUUGCCACAGACUCUUUUGAAGAGCAUAAAAUAAAAGUUAGAUAUGUACUACAGAAACUGAUUUCAGCCGGACUAACUAUCAACCCCAAGAAAUGCCAAUUUUGUGUGAGUCAGAUCAAAUACCUAGGUUUCGUUCUAGAUAAAGACGGGCUUAGGACUGACCCCGACAAAGUCGCGCCGGUAUUGAAUUGUCCAGCACCGUGUAAUGUCAGAGAAUUAAGAAGAGUAUUGGGAAUGAUAGGUUGGUAUGCCAGAUUUAUUGAAAACAGUUCGGAAACUAAAAUCCCACUAGUUAAACUUCUACGCAAAGACCAAAAAUGGACUUGGGGAGACGAGCAGCAACAGGCGUUCGAAAAACUCAAGAAAGCCUUAACCGUAGCGCCAGUACUCGCCAGACCCGAUUUCAACAAGCCUUUCUGUAUCCAAUGUGACGCCAGCAACGUCGCCAUAGGAGCUGUGUUAACUCAGGAGUUUGACGACGGAGAACACCCGAUUGUGUAUGUCAGCCGAGUCCUAACAGCCGCCGAGAAGAACUACACUACUACAGAGAGAGAGUGUCUAGCUUUAGUAUGGGCCAUAAAGAAGUUACGGCCAUAUGUCGAAGGAUACCAUUUCACAGUGAUCACAGAUCACAGUGCACUACGCUGGCUUCGCUCGUUAAAGGAGCCCAGUGGAAGGCUAGCUAGAUGGGCACUUGAAGUUCAGCAAUGGGACUUCGACAUUAUUCACCGUAGAGGCGCGAACCAUAGAGUGCCAGACGCCUUGUCGAGGAUGCUUGAGCCAGAAUUAGCAGCCGUGGCGGAGAUCUCUGAUCCUUGGUAUCUCCGACGAUUUAAAGAGGUAGAAGAGUUUCCUAAUAAAUUUCCCCAGUGGAGAGUAGAAGAUGGUCGGCUAUACCGAUUUAAGAGAGAUCCGUUGUUGGACCCUAUUACCCAUAGCGACGAAGCCUGGAAAUUAGUCAUACCAGCCGAACAGAGAGAGAAAGUCAUGACUGUUGCCCACGUGGAAGUUACCGCCGGACACAUGGGGAUCGAAAAGACCUACGAUAGAAUAGCGAGAGAAUAUUUUUGGCCGGGAAUGUACCACGACGUCCACUCCUUUAUCACCGCCUGCCCAGUCUGCCAAAGAUACAAAGUGUCGCAACAAGGCCCACAAGGCCUUAUCGGCAAAAGAAUCGUAGAAAAGCCUUGGACCGUGGUAGCCGCCGAUAUGAUGGAAUUCCCAAGAAGUAAAGGCCAGAAUAAAUACUUACUAGUUUUCCAAGACCUGUUUACCCGCUGGGUGGAAGUCAAGCCAUUGCGUAAAGCAGACGGAAAAUCAGUCGCCAGAGCUUUUGAAGAACUAGUGUUAUUUCGCUGGGAGACGCCAGAGUAUUUGUUGACCGAUAACGGAACGGAAUUCUUGAACAAGCACGUUGCCGAGACGUUAAAGGAAUACGGUGUGACACACGUUACUACACCACCAUACCACCCUCAAGCCAAUCCUGUCGAGAGGAGUAAUCGCACCCUCAAAACAAUGAUAGCGAUGUUCGCCGAGAGUCACAGAGAUUGGGAUAAACAUGUCCACGAGCUUCGUCACGCCAUGAAUACCGCCGUACAAUCAACGCUCAAAACAUCCCCAGCCUUUUUGAAUUUUGGCAGGCACCCCUCACCAGUCAAGAGUCUACGUACGGAAAUCGAGGGUCGAGGUCCAAAAUUACAAUUAGAUCCUGCCGUGUGGCAAGAUCGUAUGAAACGACUGGAUGCGUUACGAGAGCUCGUCGCCAAGUUUAUAGAUAAUGCGAGAAAUAAGCAGGGGGAGACAUAUAAUAGAAGGCGUAGAUUGACCAAUUUUGCAGUCGGGGAUAUGGUUUUGAGGAGAACUCACUAUCAGUCGAAAGCCGCUGAGAGUUUCUCUGCCAAGUUAGCACCCAAAUUUGAGGGACCCUUUCGAAUUACAGAGCAGAAAUCCCCUACCGUGUAUAUCUUGGAAGCCGAGGAGGGUAACAGUCGAAAAAUCGCUAAAGCACACGUAUCGGACCUGAAAAGAUACUUACCGCCGCGAAAUCCUAAAACUAACAGCCCUAACACCGAUCCCACGAGCCGGUAGUGAACUGCAGCCCGUGGAAGGACGUACCUGGCGUAUAGACAUUAUAUGUGGUUUGUAUUGGUGGUGGAGUAGAAAACUGUGUUGUCCCUAUGAUGAGUGUGGAAUUCGCAUUUAAUUACAGUAAUGUUACAGAUAAGGAACUCCGUGAUGCCACGCCGAACUCGCUCCAGAAGCCUCCUGACGGAGUCACGACAUGUUGCCGAGGAGGAGUUCGUGCCACCGACGUUUACUGCCGUGCCGCCAGAUUUUGUGCCCCCGCAGUGGUCCACGAGACACGAGCGUAUUCGUGACCCUAACGGCCCGAAGAGCGAGGAGACAAUGCACCGCGAGCUCAGGGUCCGGGACGCUAUUCGUCGCCGAGAGAUGGAAGAGGAAGAGGAGAGAGAGAGAGAGUUGUUAGCCGGAUCGGACGACGAGGCGAGAACAGUCGAGCCGAUGGAGGUGGCCGCCUUCACUCUGGUACCGGCCGAGACCAACACCAAGGUGGGUGGGGGGAGGAACCCGAGCUCCAAAGUCUCGCCUUGGUUUCGCCUGGAGAGCGCCGAGGAACGGGAGAGCAGAGAGGCCGUGGAGGAGUUGCGCCGCGUCGUGGAGAAGGAAACGGGUGUAGACCUCCCUACCCAGGUCGAGCGUACUCUCGACACGAGAGGCCUACCCCAACGGCCCUCACCACGCGCGAUGCUCGCGAGGGCACCACGACCCCAAAAAAAGGACCCCGUGUGCUCUACUCCCGAAGAUACGGUAAGGGAGAGGAAGAGAGGACUCCAGUUGAAGGUGAAGCUGUCAGGCCUCCGGUACAGCGGGCUGAAGCCCAUUCCAACGGACCCUGAACUGGAUCCACCCCCAUACAGUUGUUUCAACUGUUGGGGGAGGGGCCACACAGUCUUCAACUGCCCAGAACCGAGACACGGCAAAAUCUGCCUAAAUUGUGGUAGAUUUGGAGAGGACCUCAACUCGUGCCCGCGCUGUCGGGACCGCCACGCUGAGUAUUUGGCGACGGUAGGCUCUCACAAGGGUGUAACGACCAGGACGUCAAGCCCUAAACCCGGAACGAGUCGAGAUGAGGCACCUCGCCCCACAACACCUCUGUCACCCGAAGGAGUGACAGCCACCUCCCGCACGGCGCCCAUCUCCCGUCACCGCCGAGAGAGGUCCAUCACCUGGGCCACCCCGCUCGCCAAGGAGUCUCCCAAGCCCUCACCGCCUCGUAGUCCCAAAAGCUGCUCGGCUGGGCGUCCGCGAAUUCGGAGGGGGGAUCCUUAUGCGACAACCGAGCCCACUACCACCUCCAGUUCUUCUACCUCGUCCAGGAGUGGAUCACCGCCUAGAGAGGAGUCUCCCACCCGUGGAGUAGCUGAGGCUGUAGCCGAGACGUUACGCCUCAUUGAUGAGGUCCGAGAUCUGCCCCAGGACAUCAGGGACUCGAUCUUGAGGCGAACUUUCUGCCAGCCGAAACCCCGACGAUCCAGGAGUAGGUCCAGGAAGGACUGAGUUCGCUCUCACAGCCAAACUACAGCCAGUUACAGCCAGUAGAGUAGAGGAAGGUCGGAAUCGGCCACAUAGCCGUGCAAUAGCAGCCGGGAGAAGGAGAGAGAGAAUAGCCGACUAACAGCCGAGUUAGCCGCUUACUGUAGAGCGCUCCCACCAGCCGCGCGACUACACGCACACGCUGGAGCUCACGCACGCUCACACCUAAGCCGCUCGAGUCAGAAGAUAAGCCCGCCGCCGGGAGGGGGAAAACCUCGCGCCAGGCCGCGGCAGCAGAUACUAUACUGCUACUUGUAUGUGUGAGGUGUUGAGUGUGUGUAAAAAGAAUAUUCACCUAUGUAACCUAAAGAAUUAUUUAUUUGUAAUGUAUGACAUGAGAGGUGGUAUGAUACAGUGUGAAAACCCAACGAUCGCACGAGAAAACAUAUGUAAAUCGCCAAAUGUAACGGCACUAGACCGAUAACUAUGUAUUGCGUUUGUGUGAGUACUCUAGGGAGGUGUACCGUCGCGCCUCGGCCAGAGAAUUCGCCCACUUGGUUUUUCGUCGCAGCCCAGAGAACAUCCCUACGGUUGACCAGACAUUUGUUUAUUGAGAGUAGAGUAAAAUAUAAGAGUGCGUUAUCCUGUCGAUAUUGUUAUAAGAACGAGGGAGAGGUACGAGAGAGAACUUCAGCCGGAAGGUAGUGUUUAACGGUAAUAUUUAUGAUAUAUAUUGAGUGUGAGAGGAAUAAGCCGGACGUUGCGAAAGUCGGAGCGUUACUGCCUCGUGGCAACAUUUUUGACGAGCCGAGAUUUGUAGUACCGGAUAACUGUGCGAGCGUUGUGUGCGAAAACGGAAAUUGUAGCUAGUAGAAAAUAUCACCUUAGAGCCUCGCGUUUAUUAUAUUACAGCCGGUUUUUUGUAAGUAAAGAUUUGUGAAGUGAUAA